Messenger RNA from Zymoseptoria tritici IPO323, 433 nucleotides. RefSeq lists its product as uncharacterized. The transcript has 3 exons. NCBI's taxonomy places the organism in Eukaryota, Fungi, Ascomycota, Dothideomycetes, Mycosphaerellales, Mycosphaerellaceae. Bases 32 to 232 code for a protein of 66 amino acids. The record is from RefSeq and is a predicted model, not a curated record.
CAAAAAGUCUCCACCAAACACCAAAGCAAACAUGCACGCCUUCAAGCUCUGCGCCGUCUUCUCUAUGAUGGCUGCUACUGCUUUCGCUCAUAAAUGCAAACCCAACCCACCCGCCAGUGGUUACUGCUACUACAGUCCAACCGACAUGCGAGCCUGCCACCACUAUCACGAGUGCAAGACCCCGAACGGCGCUUGCGGCUACAACAACAAGGGUGAGAUGGUGUGUUCUUGAGGAGGCGGGAGCGGUCUGGGAAGAAGGAGAGGGAGAAGGGUGGAGGGAUGGAGGAAAAAUUGGAGGCAUGGAGGAAGGAGUGGAGGAAAUGGAAGGAGUGGAGGAGUGGACACUGUUCCGAGGCUGGGAGGCGGACAAAAGCAACGGAUUGAUACUUUCCCAACUGUAGUAUCUCCUCCGAAUCCCACCUCAUUCCUGUCG